Exophiala xenobiotica is the source of this 2159-nucleotide messenger RNA. Its product is annotated as succinate dehydrogenase [ubiquinone] flavoprotein subunit 2, mitochondrial. The coding region runs from base 96 to 2042 and encodes 648 amino acids. The record is from RefSeq and is a predicted model, not a curated record. The transcript has 6 exons. Gene Ontology annotation, biological process: mitochondrial electron transport, succinate to ubiquinone; tricarboxylic acid cycle. NCBI's taxonomy places the organism in Eukaryota, Fungi, Ascomycota, Eurotiomycetes, Chaetothyriales, Herpotrichiellaceae. Gene Ontology annotation, molecular function: flavin adenine dinucleotide binding; electron transfer activity; succinate dehydrogenase (quinone) activity.
CUUUAGUCUACAAACCUUCCACCUUUCAUCCUCUUCGCCUCUCGCGUGUGUCUCUCUUCCUUCUUCUCGUCUUGGACGUGUUGAACCGGCAUACAAUGAGUUCUUCGACCAUUCUGCGGAGCAUGACUCCGGCGAGCAGGUUUUCUCGAGCUCUCAAACCGACAAGAAGACAAUUCUCUUCGACGAGGCCAGCAGCUCGGAUCCUCGCCAACCAGCCCCUUCGAGCGAAAGAGGCCUCACCGUUUGUCUCGAACAAGUAUCCUGUUAUCGACCACGAGUAUGACGCGGUGGUCGUAGGCGCAGGUGGCGCAGGUUUGAGAGCAGCCUUUGGUCUAGCAGAAGCCGGCUUCAACACGGCUUGCGUAACAAAACUCUUCCCCACGAGAAGUCACACGGUGGCCGCGCAGGGAGGGAUCAAUGCAGCACUGGGAAACAUGCAUGAAGACGACUGGAGAUGGCACAUGUACGAUACUGUUAAAGGCUCCGACUGGCUAGGUGACCAGGAUGCGAUCCAUUACAUGACCCGCGAAGCCCCCCGAUCUGUUAUCGAACUCGAAGGAUACGGAUGCCCGUUCUCGCGAACGGAAGACGGCCGGAUAUACCAGAGAGCUUUUGGCGGUCAAUCGCAAAAGUAUGGAAAGGGUGGACAGGCAUACAGAUGCUGCGCCGCUGCCGACAGAACUGGUCACGCGCUCCUUCAUACGCUCUACGGCCAAUCUCUCCAUUACAACACCAACUAUUUUAUCGAGUACUUUGCGUUGGAUUUGAUCAUGGAAGGUGGCGAAUGCAAAGGUAUUAUCGCCUACAACCAAGAGGAUGGCACGCUCCACAGAUUUAAGGCCAAGAACACCGUUUUGGCAACUGGCGGUUAUGGCCGAGCUUAUUUCAGCUGCACCUCUGCGCACACCUGUACCGGCGAUGGAAUGGCAAUGGUCGCUCGUGCUGGUCUUCCCAACCAGGAUCUCGAGUUCGUUCAGUUCCACCCCACUGGUAUCUACGGCGCUGGUUGUUUGAUCACUGAAGGCUCUCGUGGUGAAGGUGGUUAUCUGCUGAACUCUGAAGGUGAACGAUUCAUGGAACGUUAUGCUCCUACUGCCAAGGAUUUGGCAUCUCGAGAUGUCGUUUCCCGAUCAAUGACUAUGGAAAUUCGUGAAGGCCGCGGUGUCGGUCCUGACAAGGACCACAUUUACCUUCAGCUCAGUCACUUGCCCGCUGAAAUUCUUCACGAGCGACUACCCGGUAUCUCCGAGACUGCUUCAAUCUUUGCUGGUGUGGAUGUCACCAAACAGCCAAUUCCUGUCCUGCCGACUGUUCACUACAACAUGGGAGGAAUUCCGACCAAGUACACUGGUGAAGUCCUCACAGUCAACUCCAAGGGCGAAGAUGAAGUGGUUCCGGGACUGUUUGCUUGCGGUGAAGCCGCUUGUGUCUCCGUCCACGGAGCCAACCGGUUGGGUGCCAACUCACUGCUCGACCUGAUCGUUUUCGGGCGUGCUGUAUCACACACUAUCCGCGACAACUUCACGCCUGGUGAGACUCAGAAGGAAAUUGCAGCAGAUGCUGGUGCCGAUUCGAUCAAUGUUCUCGACAAGGUCCGGGAGGCCGAUGGUCCCAAGAGCACCUUCGACAUCCGAAGUGCCAUGCAGAAAGUCAUGCAGACUGAUGUCAGCGUCUUCCGAACACAAGAAUCUCUGGAUGAGGGUGUCAGAAGAAUCGGUGACGUCGACCAGAUGUUCGACCAAGUCGGCAUCAAGGAUCGUAGCAUGAUCUGGAACUCCGACCUGGUCGAGACGCUUGAGUUGAGGAACUUGCUGACCUGCGCCACUCAAACCGCAGCUUCUGCAGCGAACCGCAAGGAAUCUCGGGGUGCUCAUGCUCGCGAAGAUUUCCCUGAACGAGACGACGAGAACUGGAUGAAGCACACCCUGUCAUGGCAGAAGUCGCCACACGGAAAGGUUGAUCUUGGUUACCGAGCAGUUGUCGGCCACACUUUGGACGAGAACGAAUGCAAGGCUGUGCCACCAUUCAAGAGAACGUAUUAAACUCGGAUCGGCAAGCGAUGUUGGAAGGGGGAUUUUGCCCUCGAUUUUAUGUGCUGCUGGUAGGUUAUUAUACCAUGACAGAAUCAAUGUAAAAAUUAUCAUAACAUCAUUACAACU